Daktulosphaira vitifoliae (grape phylloxera) is the source of this 843-nucleotide messenger RNA. RefSeq lists its product as uncharacterized. Gene Ontology annotation, biological process: DNA integration. Gene Ontology annotation, molecular function: nucleic acid binding. The transcript has a single exon. The record is from RefSeq and is a predicted model, not a curated record. NCBI's taxonomy places the organism in Eukaryota, Metazoa, Arthropoda, Insecta, Hemiptera, Phylloxeridae. Bases 1 to 843 code for a protein of 280 amino acids.
AUGGCGUUAAAUGACAACCAGAGACAUCAAAUUGUAUUGCCGGAUAAUUGUCUUUACACAAAAUUAUUAUUCCGUAAAGAACACAUGGAUUUGAUGCACAGUGGACCUCAAGCCUUGGUGGCCUCUAUUAGGCAGCGCUACUGGCCUUUAAAAACGCGAAGUUUGGCUCGUACUAUAGUACACAAUUGCGUUAAAUGUUUUAAAUUGAAACCUCAAAUAGUACAACCGAUCAUGGGGAGUCUGCCUGGUUCACGGGUACAGAGUGGAAGAGCAUUUGUCAUAUGUGGUGUAGAUUUUGCGGGUCCAGUCAUGAUAAGAACGAGCUUGCGUCGUAAGGCACCAUGUAACAAAGGAUACAUCAGCAUAUUUGUAUGUUUCGCGACAAAGGCGAUACAUAUCGAACUCGUGAGUGAUUUGUCAACGAAAACAUUUUUACAGGCGUUGAACAGAUUUUUUGAUCGACGUGGCAAAAGUUCAAUAAUUUACAGUGAUAACGCCCGAAAUUUUGUGGGCAUGCGUCGGCAUUUAAAGGAGGUGUACGCACUUUUCCAGUCCCCAGAACAUCAGCGAUCCGUUUUCUCUCAUCUAGCCGACAAAGGAAUUGAAUGGCGAUUUAUACCACCCCGUGCACCACAUUUCGGUGGACUUUGGGAGGCUGCGGUCAAAAGUAUGAAAAGUUUGUUAUAUCGCGUUUUAGGAGAAGCUCGGCUCACGUACGAAGAAUUAUUAACUGUACUAACGAGAGUGGAAGCUGUACUUAACUCGCGACCAAUAACUCCAGUAUCCUCUGAUCCGGCUGAUCUAACCUAUCUCACAACAGGUCUUUUUUUAUUGGCGAUAUAA